CGGUCCUCUCCACUUCCAUAGAUCGGUCAACCCAUCUUCUGCUCCCAACUCUCGGAACAGCAGCAGCCACCAUGGUGCGUCUGUCGCCCACGCGCAUGUUGAGUGCUGCCGCUCUGGUUGCUUCGUUCUUCCUCUUCUACCGGAUUGCGUCCUACUUCUUCAGCGCUCGCGGCUUCGACCUCGUUCACGAAACGCCGCCUUCGACUCGCUCCCAUCCCGGAACCGAUGUCGUACUCGGCGAGGAAUGUUCGCCCUUCUCCAGCGGCGUCAUGGAAGACGUUGUCGUUGUGAUCAAAAUGGGCGCAUCCGAAGUGGCCUCGGCCUUACCCGCCUAUAUCAAUCGACUCGGCCGCUGCCGCAUCGAUCUCCUUCUAUUCUCAGAUCGCGACGCCGAGUACCACGGCUUCAAGAUCAUCGACGCUCUGCGCGCGCUACGACCCGAGUACAAAUACAAGAAUCCCGAUUUCGAUGUAUACGACAGGAUACAAGCCUCCAACGGCGCCUCCGCGAAGACAGACGAAGGCUGGCGGUUAGACAAGUACAAGUUCUUGCCAAUGAUGGAAAUUACCGCGCAUAUAAGGCCAGAUGCGCGCUGGUUCGUGUUUCUGGAGUUGGAUACUUAUGUAAACUGGGACAACAUGUACCGAUUCCUCUCGCAGUUCGAUCCAAGAUCCCCUCACUAUUUCGGAUCGCCCGUUUGGCCGCCAAAGAAGACUGUCUUUGCCCAUGGGGGUAGUGGAUUUGUGCUUUCAAGGGGCGCCCUGGACAAGGUGGUAGCGCGCGGCAGGAUGUUUGCGGAGAAUUCCCAGUCGCCAGGGACACAUCUCUUCGGGAAAGAUGUGUCAAACAUGUGCUGCGGCGACGAAGUGCUGGCCCAAGUGCUCAAGGAGUGUGGUGUCCCCCUCCGCGGCUACUGGCCCAUGUUCAACGGAGAGAAACCUGCCACCGUACGCUUCGACUGGGAGCAGUGGUGUGAGGCUGUCCUUACCCUGCAUCAUGUGCAGGAUCACGAGCAUGACCAGCUGAAAAUGUGGGAAGCCACGAGGAAACGGCCGUCAAAACCCCUUACGUUUGAGGAGCUCUUCACUUACAUAGAGCCUCAUCUCCGCGAUCGAGCCGACGAUUGGAGCAACAUGUCGGAAGACAUGGCGUUCAAGGCCCCACAUUCCGCAUCCGUGUCUUUUGACACGUGCUAUGCCGCCUGCCUGAAAGAUGCGAAAUGCAUGCAAUUUGAACACUUUGGAGACACAUGCCGCCUUUCCCAUGCCAUCCGCCUUGGCCACCCCCAAAAACCCGAAGGCAACACGAAGUGGGUUUCUGGGUGGGUUAUGGAUCGGAUAAAAGAUUUCCAAGAGGUUUACUCCCCUUGUAAAGCCACUCACUUCGUCCAUCCGAAUCCAUGACCGGAUGUCUCCCAUGGCCGAACCCGUGAGUUGCAGGAUAUAUGAAUCAUUUCUCCUCAGUUGAGUUAUUCCGUUUUCUUCGUCGCAUUCAAUUGGCGUUCUAUACCCAUUCGCCUACUGGCGGGUUCACGAGAGCAUGAUAUUAUGAUACCCGGACGUCAUCAAUCCGCUCUUCCAUGUCAAUGCUUCAUUCAGACUAUGGUGUUGUAAUGGUACGCUGGGGCCGGUAGUGUUUCUUUUGGCAUCGUACGGUGUUGUGGAGUCUGUCCUGAGCUGACUGAUACUCUCUUUGGUUUAUAUGGUUGGUCCGAAACUUUGCAUUAUACCAGAUGUCGUCAGCAUAUUGACGCGGUUUGUACCUCUAAGCGUGCAGACUUUCACCGCACUAUGUACAUGUAUUGGGUAGGAAGAUGAGGAAAUAUCUUCUGCUGUCAUCGAACGCCAUUGAAUCCAGCCUUAGUAGUGAAGAAUGCAAAUGAGAA
Molecule: messenger RNA, 1885 nt
Organism: Westerdykella ornata
Lineage: Eukaryota; Fungi; Ascomycota; Dothideomycetes; Pleosporales; Sporormiaceae
Exons: 1
Coding region: 72-1403 (443 amino acids)
Cellular component (GO): membrane
Molecular function (GO): glycosyltransferase activity
Source: RefSeq, a predicted model, not a curated record